This is a messenger RNA of Kalmanozyma brasiliensis GHG001, 858 nucleotides long. Its product is annotated as HAD-like domain protein. Gene Ontology annotation, molecular function: phosphatase activity. Lineage: Eukaryota; Fungi; Basidiomycota; Ustilaginomycetes; Ustilaginales. The transcript has a single exon. The record is from RefSeq and is a predicted model, not a curated record. Bases 1 to 858 code for a protein of 285 amino acids.
AUGACAGCCACAACAAAGGAGCCGAUUGCGCACAUCAAGGCCGUCCUGUUCGACAUGGACGGUCUCUUGAUCGACUCGGAGGGAAUCUACACCACCGUGGUCAACGACAUCCUCAAGCCGUAUGGCAAGCAGCAGACGUGGGAGAUCAAGGCGAAUCUCAUGGGCAAGCCUGAGCGUGAGGCGACCUUGACGCUGCUCUCGUCCCUCUGGCCACCCACGAAGGAAGGCGAGGCCUAUGGACCCGACUGCCCGUUUGACAUCGACAACUUCCUCAAGGACCGCAACGAAGUCCUUCUGAAAGCGUUCGAGCAAGUCCCUCAAAUGCAGGGUGCAGCACGACUGGUUCAGCACCUUCACAAACACAACGUCCCUAUCUGCGUCGCCACGGGAAGCAAGCGCAGGAACUACGACAUCAAGACUGCAUCUCACCCUGACCUCUUCGGCCCUUUCGCAGACCGCGUCAUUUGUGGUGACGACCCGAGGCUGACGCGUGGCAAGCCGCAUCCGGACAUCUUCCUGCUCGCGGCACGGGAAGGACUUCUCAGCAAUCACCCCAAUGACGAGGCGACAAAGCAGAAGCUCGGUGCCCAGUGGACGGAAAGUCUACGAGAGAUGGGCCACCACUUCGACGAGGCACACCACCUCAAGGGCGGCGAAGCGAGCAUUUUGGUGUUCGAGGAUGCGAAGCCCGGUGUUCAGGCGGCAAAGGCAGCGGGCAUGCACGUCGUGUGGGUCCCUGAUCCGGAAUUGAGAGCUCUGUACCCGAGCGAGGAGCUGGGCGCUUCACAAACCAUCAACUCGUUGCUCGAGUUCGACCCUUCAGACUGGGGCCUGCCGCCGUUUGAUGAUCAAAAGUGA